Neocloeon triangulifer is the source of this 1174-nucleotide messenger RNA. RefSeq names its product endoplasmic reticulum resident protein 29 (gene wbl). Bases 133 to 879 code for a protein of 248 amino acids. Gene Ontology annotation, biological process: protein secretion. The transcript is spliced from 5 exons. Lineage: Eukaryota; Metazoa; Arthropoda; Insecta; Ephemeroptera; Baetidae. The record is from RefSeq and is a predicted model, not a curated record. Gene Ontology annotation, cellular component: endoplasmic reticulum; endoplasmic reticulum lumen.
UCCUCCAAAACACGCGUCAUCUAUCUUUUCCUGAUUUACUCCCAAUCAGAGUUUUCCAAAUCAACGGCCUCUCCCACCUCGACCGCACAAAAUUGACGUAAACAUUGAAAAGUUGAGCAAACAUCAAACAAAAUGCUGUUCUCCUUUCCAAGCCCUGAAAAAAUCCUCAAAUGUCUUGUUGUGAUCCUCUUUCUAACUCUGCAUGUCCAGGCCAAGGGCAGUGUCUCGUUGGACACCUACACUUUUGAUAAGCUCAUUUCUAAAUUCAAAGCCACACUCGUAAAAUUUGACAUCGCCUACCCAUACGGAACCAAACACGAUGAGUUUGCAAAGGUUGCCGAAGCCUCUCACCUUCUUCCUGACCUUUUGGUAGCUGACGUCGGAGUAAAAGACUACGGAGACAACGAUAAUAGCGACCUGGCCAAGAAAUAUGACGUGAAGAAAGAGAAUUACCCCGUGGUGAAAUUGUUUGUCCAGGGUAAGGCAGAGCCGAUAGACUUUACUAGCAAAGAUUUCACCGCUGAAGAACUGAAGAAAUUCAUCAGGUCCAACUCAGGCGUCUAUAUUGGACUGCCGGGCUGUUUGGAGAGUUUUGAUGCUUUGGCGACUGAGUUUGUAACUUCUGACGUGGCCAAAAGAAAAACCAUUCUGAGAAAGGCUGAAGACUUGUGGGACACGGCGACAGGCAAAAGCGAACAAAAGGCUGCCGAAAUGUAUGUGAAGACAAUGAGGAAAGUGAUUGAAAAGGGUGACGAAUUCGUAACCAACGAACUGAAGAGGGUGCAAAAUUUAAUGCAGGGAAAAGUGAGCAAUGAUAAAAAACAGGACAUGUCAUAUAGACUGAAUAUCCUCCAGUCAUUCCAGAAAGACGAGCUGUAAAUUGUUAAAAUUCCAUUAGAAACAUCUCUUGAGAACAUUUUUAGCACAAAAAGUUGCAAUUACGAUUUUAUCUUAUUUUUGAUCAUUUAAUGGGUUUUCUCGAAAAUGUAUUCUAAGCUUCCGAGGAGAUACCUUGUUUUCUCCAAUUUUGAUGGACAAAUUUAAAUGUAAUGCACCACAACCUUUUGAGACGUGAUAUCAUUUUUUGUUGUUUGUAUGAUUUCAACAUUUUAAGGAAAGAUGUAUAAUGUGGUUAUAACAUUUUUGUAAAUAAAAAAGCAUUUUCUUGGCAUUA